AUGGCCCCGGACACCUUUGACCCUGACCCUGAGAAAAAGAUCCAACCGCAUGUGACAGCUGAACGCAUCGGAGACCAGAUUCCACACGAAUUGCUUGAGGAACUAGCUCCCAACGGCGAGGGAGAUUAUAUUCUUGGAAUAAUCAAUUCAAUGAGUGAGGAGGAAGCCAUAGCUAUCAUUCACGAGUCUCUUGAAUUCCAUGCUGAUGAUUGGAACUUUCCGUCUGAUAUGCGUGAGCGAAUGAAGCGACUAUUGCAAGGUCCGAAAUUAUACGGAGAAUUUUACGAGCGUGAUUUAAGAAUAGAUGCAACCAUGAUGCGAUACUCAUCGCCAUAUCCCGGAGUCCGUGCUGUUACAGACCCUAUGGACAACGCAGAUGUCCCUAUUGAAACCAUUCGCGCCUACUUUCUGGGAAUUGGUUGGGCCGUCAUUGGAACAUUCAUGGCCACUUUUUUCAACAGCAGAUUCCCUUCAAUCGGACUAUCCGGCUCAGUCAUUCAGAUAUUGUUGUUCCCCUGCGCAAAAUUCCUUGAAUUAGUUCUUCCCGACUGGGGUGUUACAGUUAUGGGGAUCCGCCACUCGUUAAACCCCGGUCCUUGGACUUUCAAAGAGCAAAUGUUUGCUACGAUCACUUUUAACAUUGCUAUCUACACUACAAACAGCUACACAAUGAUACUCGUCCAGAAAUCGUCCCUGUUUUACGGCGAAACCUUCAUCACAUUCGGGUAUCAGUUGAUGCUGACCCUGUUCGUCCAGCUCAUGGGAAUGGGAUUUGCUGGCUACCUACGGCGUUUCAGUGUAUACCCGGUGAAGGCAUUGUGGCCAACAGUUCUACCAAUAAUUGCCAUGAAUCGUGCCUUGACCAAGCCUGAAAUAAAGGAGAAUAUUUAUGGAUGGACAAUCUCUCGAUAUCGGUUCUUUUACACUGUGACGUUUUGCAUGAUACUGUACUACUGGUUGCCAGGGUAUCUGUUUACUGCUUUGUCCACCUUUAACUGGAUGACAUGGAUCUCGCCUCAAAAUGUCACUCUAGCAAUUCUUACAGGGUCAAUUACUGGUCUAGGGCUUUUUAACCCUAUUACGACAUUUGACUGGAAUGUGGCCACAUCAUCAUAUGCCGCUCUCGCCCAGCCAUUCUUUAGCACGUGUACAAUGUACUUUGGAAGUGUGCUCGGCGCUUUCAUCAUUCUCGGCAUCUACUAUUCCAAUAUGUACAACACUGCCUACCUGCCAAUCAACUCAUCCUCCGCCUUUGCAAACGAUGGUACAAGCUACAACGUCUCGAAGGUGGUUGUCAAUAACCAUCUCAACGAGACCCUGUAUCAAGGAUAUUCUCCGCCAUUCUAUUCGGCGGGAUAUAUUUUGACCGUUGGUGCUAAUUUUGCCUUUUACCCUGUUUACUUUUUGUACAUCAUGGGAAACCAGUGGAAGACGAUGAAGCAAGCGUACAUAGAUUUCUACCAGGGUCUUCGGCGCGGAAAGGGUAACUACGAAGGCGCCAUGGACGUACACAGCCGACUCAUGUCCAAAUAUAAGGAAGUACCAGAUUGGUGGUUUAUUUUGAUCCUCUUGGCGGCCCUCAUAGUGUCUAUUGUAUUCUUGCAAAUCUACCCGCUCGAUACUCCUGUGUGGGUUACCUUCUUGAUGAUCGGAAUCAACAUAGUCUUCGCUGUACCCCUGUCAUUUCUGUCCGCCACAACCGGUACAAAUUUAGGUCUGGGUUCCUUAAUCCAGAUCAUCACGGGAUUUGCAUUGCCUGAAAAUCCGAAUGCAUUUAUGUUCGCUCAAACACUUGGUUCUUGGGCUCUUGCCGGAUACGGAGACAACUACGUACAAGAUCAAAAAAUGGCACAUUAUUGCAAAAUAGCCCCUCGAGCUGUCUUUCGAAGCCAGAUUGGCACUAUCAUAAUUACCUGUUUCGUGGCUGUGGGGACGCAGGACUUUAUUCUUAACAACGUGCAGGGUCUGUGUACAUCUGACCAGCCUAGCCAUUUCACAUGUGCCGGAGAUGGCUAUCCUCUUUAUACUAGCAGUCUAAUGUGGGGUUUACUAGGCUCAAAUCGCAUGUUCAACUCUUUAUACCCCCUUUUCAAAUGGUGUUUCCUUAUUGGGUUUGCCGUUGCAUUGAUCUUUCUCGUCGGCCAGGGCUACGGGCCGAAAUAUCUCCCCGGUGUACGGGAAAAGCUUCGCCUGAGACUCCGACCCAACACUUUUGAGUUAUUAGAUCGAACACUCUUUCCAUUUGUAGCGUCGUUACUGUGGUUGAAUCCAAUUCUAAUCAUUCAAGGCAUUCAGCACUGGGCACCAUCAAACCUGUCGUACAAGACCCCGGGUUUGAUCUUGUCCUUUGUUUUCAUGUAUUGGCUCCCCCGACACCGACUUGCGUGGUGGGAAAAGUAUAACUACGUAUUGUCCGCUGCACUGACGGCUGGAGUGGCAAUAUGUGCGUUGAUUAUUUUCUUCGCCGUGGACUAUCAUCCAAGGUCAUUGUCGUGGUGGGGAAAUAAGGUAAGCUCUGGGGGCGUUGAUAGCAGCGGUGUGGGUAUUCUCUCUAUUCCUACCAGGGGAUAUUUUGGACCUGAGAAGGGGAUGUUUCCAUAG
This is a messenger RNA of Talaromyces proteolyticus, 2601 nucleotides long. RefSeq names its product OPT oligopeptide transporter protein-domain-containing protein. The transcript is spliced from 3 exons. Gene Ontology annotation, molecular function: oligopeptide transmembrane transporter activity. The coding region runs from base 1 to 2601 and encodes 866 amino acids. Lineage: Eukaryota; Fungi; Ascomycota; Eurotiomycetes; Eurotiales; Trichocomaceae. The record is from RefSeq and is a predicted model, not a curated record. Gene Ontology annotation, biological process: transmembrane transport.